This is a messenger RNA of Sardina pilchardus (European sardine), 1583 nucleotides long. Its product is annotated as F-box only protein 48. The transcript is spliced from 5 exons. The coding region runs from base 349 to 828 and encodes 159 amino acids. Gene Ontology annotation, biological process: SCF-dependent proteasomal ubiquitin-dependent protein catabolic process. Gene Ontology annotation, cellular component: SCF ubiquitin ligase complex. The record is from RefSeq and is a predicted model, not a curated record. Gene Ontology annotation, molecular function: protein binding. NCBI's taxonomy places the organism in Eukaryota, Metazoa, Chordata, Actinopteri, Clupeiformes, Clupeidae.
CGCGAUCAUAAUAAACAAAUAGGACAUUUAAACUCGACAGUCGGGGAAGGGAGUGGCCAAAGGACCAGUCCCUUGCAGCCUACACUAGCCUACUGGUGUCUUCAACUGGACUGGACUCCGCCCCCUGCACUAGCAGCUGUGGUGGGGACCUUCUCUCUGUCUCUGUAGUUGGUGGCGGUGGUGGGGACCUUCUCUCUCUCUCUCUGUAGUUGGUGGCAGUGGUCUCCAUCGGCUCCCACACCAGGGCAUGGGCAGCAGCUCUCCAACACUACUACUACCGCCCAGCACUGCGCCUGUGCCAGCCUUCUAGAAGCUUCUCAGCAUCUGACACAGGUCUGAAACGUGACGAUGAAACAAGAAGCAAUGAGGAGUUUGCCAUUCCCCACGUCUUCGACCCCAGAUCGACUAUCUGAAGAAUUAUCCAUGCUGUUGUCCAUGAGAGGGGAAGAGCAGCAGAACUUCACACGGGCCUUACCGCCGGAGAUGAGCCUGAGGAUCUUCAGCGAGCUGGACGUUCGGAGUCUGUGUCGGGCCUCGCUCACCUGCAAGCAGUGGAACGGUCUCAUCGAGGGCAGCGACAGUCUCUGGCGGAACCACUGCCUCACGGUUCUGGCCGUGUGCAACAAAGAGGUCACCGGAGACCUACAGGACGGCCUGUCCUGGAAGGUCACCCUGGUGCGUAACUACCAGAAGAGCCGCGCCAAGAAGAACUGGAUCAAGGGCCGGUGCAGCCACGUGCGCUCAGCGGACCAGAUCCCGCCCCACAGCAUGUACCCGUUCGACGUGGAGACCUGGGGGGAGAUCCUGGAGGCCGAGCUGGAGAGAUAGAUCGCCUGCUGCUAGCAGUUGGAGGAGGAGGAGAGGAGGAGGAAGAGGAGUAGGAGGAGGAGGAAGAGGAUGAGGAGGAAGAGGUGGUGGUGGUGGAGGAGGUGGUGAUGGAGGUGGUGGUAUUGGUGGUCAUUAUAUAGUGCGUAAUCUAAUGUAUGAUGGAUUACAUUAGUGAGGUAUUUCAAGUACAUGGUGCAAUGCCAAGUGCCAAGCCUGGGUAAGUUAACCCGGAGCGGUAGUGGUAAACCUGGUGAUAUAGUCAAGCCCUGCGCUGAAACAAAGCCAGAAAAGCUCUCCUUUUUGGAGGUUUCCGUCUUUCUGUGAGUUGUUGACUUCAUCAUGUGCACUUGAAUUACCUCCCAGGACUGGCAAGACACACACACACACACACACACACACACACACACACACCAAUAACAGUCAUAUGAAAAAGACUGAAAUGCGUUUUUGUAUUUUAGAUAGGCUGUGAUCAAGCACCUCAAGUGAUUUGUAACCUUUUUUUGGACACUUUUUAAAGCACCAGCAGAUACCUUGUAUAUGACUUCUGAAAAAUGCUUUUAAUGAUUUCCAAUGAUAUACAUGCGGAAUGAUUUUUAAAUUAAUCAUGAAAAUGUCGAUUUAUGACAUUUUGAUAUAGCACUUGAGAAAUAUCAUAUUUAUUUAUAUGUAAUAUUUUAUAAUGAUGUUUUGUUUGAUAAUGGUGCUAUUGAAAUAUCAGACUAAAUACAAGUGGAUAAAAUCUAUGUGUGUAACAA